AAAUGUCGCAUGGAAACAACCGCUCCGUUUUUCGGUGACAUUCGUUUUAGUAGGUCCUUUGGUUGGUUGGCAGCGCCCGGGACGUGUUCACUGUCUCAUGUUCUCAUACAUUUGAUAACUGUCAGUUCCCGUUAGCGGACAAUUUCAGCUAAUGGGGACUGAUAAUUUCUCAAUGAACUUGCAAUGCUUUCAACUUGAAUGCUGUAUUUUAAUCGUGAGUGGAUUGCUCAUAUCAGAUUGUAUUAUCUACAAGUUUCGCGAAUGCACCACCACUCUCCCCGGUUGCUACAAUAUCAAGUCACAGGGAACCCGGUUAUUCACCGCUAACUGUAACUAUAGAUGCAGCGGGUGUCUAUUUAGCGUCUUAUGCAUACACAACCCACGCUUGAGAACGUUUUAUUAACUCGGAAUGGAAAAUACCGUCGCCAAAGGACUAUCGAGCAGAGUGCCGUGUUCUCUGGGUUUGACUGGUCAGGUCUGAGGCGGUUGCAGAAGGCGCUCUGUUCGUCAUGGCAGUAACACUGCGGAGCGGCGGGACGGUUGAACUCUCUCCCUGACAACGUCAACUGUCCAAUGCCCGCCAUGUCGUCUGUUAUGGAGGAUCCAGCUCUGGAGAGACACUUCAAGGAACACAAGGAUGCCGUCACCUGUGUCGACUUCAAUCCAAACUCCAAGCAGCUGGCCUCCGGGUCAGUGGACAAGAGCCUGAUGAUCUGGAAUCUGGCUCCAAAGGCGAGGGCCUUCCGCUACGUGGGCCACCAAGACGUCAUCACCGGCGUGCAGUUCUCCCCCUCCGGUGACCUCGUAGCUACUUCCUCCAAGGACAGAACGGUCCGGCUGUGGACGCCUUCCACGAAAGGGGCGUCCACGGCGUUCAAGGCGCACACGGCCGCCGUGCGCAGCGUCGCCUUCUCCCCCGACGGCCUCAGACUGGCGACGGCGUCCGACGACAAGUCCGUCAAAGUGUGGAGCGUCCACCAGCAGAGAUUCGUCUGCUCCCUCGCCCAACACACCAACUGGGUGCGCUGCGCCAGGUUUUCUCCUGAUGGGCGUCUCAUUGCGUCCUGCGGAGACGACGGCACCGUCCGGCUGUGGGACACGUCCACCAAACACUGCAUCAACUGCUUCACGUACUACGGCGGAUGCGAAACGUUUGUUGGUUUCAACUCGAGCGGCACCUGCGUGGCGUCCUCGGGAGCCGACAGUUCCCUGAAGGUCUGGGAUCUACGGACCAACAAGCUGAUUCAGCAUUAUCAAGUCCACAGUGCGGGAAUCAACAGCUUCUCCUUCCACCCGUCCAACAACUACCUGAUCAGUGGCUCCAGUGACGGCACCGUUAAGAUCCUGGACCUGCUGGAGGGCCGCCUCAUCUACACGCUGCACGGACACAACGGCCCUGUAUUGACUGUAGCGUUCUCCAGGGCAGGUGACCUCUUUGCCUCGGGGGGAGCUGGUGGUCAGGUGCUGAUGUGGAGGACAAACUUUGACAUCAAAUCCUACCAGAAUGUCCUGCAACAACACAGCCGGAGGUCCACCCCGGAUCCUCCGCCCCACGUAGCCGACAUCCACCCCAGAGGACCCCACCUCCACCUCCCAAAGGCCUCGGCCAUUCAGAUCAGCCCAGCGGUGGCAGACACUCGGUCCACUGAUCCGCUCGUCGUGGAGUUCGGCCAAUCAGCUCGUGGAACCGCAGCGAGCCGCCAGAGGGACGCCACAGUCGCAGAGACACACACGUUCCAACUCCCACUCGGGCUCCCCAGCGGUGGAACACGCUCGACGCUCACGCGCCCCGCGGGAGGAUGGAUGCAGGAGGAAAGUACCAGAGGGGCAGCGGAGCCUGCUUGGAGCCAGACGGGAGGAAGAGGAAGGAGAGAGGAGGAGGAGGAGGAGGAGAGAGGCCCGACCCACCCAUUGGAGGUUCUCUCCGGUCAUCCAUCGGGUCUGGACUCCACCCUGCAGCACAUUGUUCAACAGUUGGAUAUUCUCACGCAGACUGUUUACGUGCUGGAGGAGCGUCUCACCCUCACUGAGGACAAGCUGAAAGGAUUUCUCCUCAACCAGUCCCAGGUUCUCAGGGACGUGCAGCAGUCGGGGGGGAGGCGGAGGACGCAGAGCGAGGGGACGGGUGGAGCACCCGACUCCUACGCACCAACACACGCCGACUGAGGACGCAAACACACAGACUUACACCCCAAGACUCAUGGAGGAAACGGACACAUGUACACGAGGCCUCUGAGAACAGGUUCACCCUUUUCCCUUCCUUUAGGGGCCAAUAAAAUGUUAUUCCUUUCUCCUGGAACUUCCUGCAUCCUGGACACACAGUGUACUAAACCCAAAUAGUUUCACCUCCUCAACGUGAAACCAGCUCUUUUAUGGUUCAAUAAGUGGCAAAAAGGCGAUUCAGUGCUUUUUACUAAAGCCAAUCUUUUCCAAGGAAAACCCAAUUAACUGUGUUUAAGCUCUGGACGUCGUCUUGCUUUGUUUGAGAUGAUCAUAUAACGUGACCCCGAGGGGUCUUCUGUGUGCGAUCAGCAGUUUAGUAACACCACAGCUAUCAGCUUUCCUCAGAGUGCAUCUGUCACAUGUUGAUGUAUCGGCUUCACUCGAUUUCGUCGAGAUGUGUCACUGUGCCUGUAGAACUCACAAGACGGUCCUAUUUACAGAUGAAUUUAACUCUCUGCACCAAAAAAACUUCAAAAUGAAACACCACUCAUCUGAAAUUAACCGUAACCACUUGAAGGCGCAAACAUCACGGUGAGAGGAGACACCUGAGUCAGACUUACGUUACAAAGAAAGCACAACCCUUUCGACAAAAAUCUGGAGUUGAUUAAACGGCCACAUUUUAAGAACUGGUAGUUAUGAAGAGAAAGUAUUAACAAGCCUUUGAAAUACAAGAGAUCCAAUGCGAUAUAAUUAUAAUGCUCAUCCUUCAGACGGCAUCUUGUCUUACAUUCUCCCUUCAAAGACUCACAGAGUCAGACAGUCGCUUUUCAGCAUGUUUUGACCUGUAGAAGAAACAGAAGAAAAACUCCCCUGCAAAUAAACGCCACCCGGCUUCCGGCUUGGUCUUCAUUGGUUUCAUUUGGUUCCUUUUUGUCCGGAAUAAAUGCCCAAACGUGGGAAAACCCCGUCUCCGGUCCCGAGAUAAGGAAGCGGUGGACUUCCUGGCAUCUUAGGGUGGCAUUGGUCUGGAGACAAAGGCCUCAAAGGUCCCCGCGGGGGUCACACAUCCUUCCCUCCUGGCCAUCCACGACCUGCCGGACUCGCAUCACGGCGUCUAACGGGUCUCGUUAUUUUGUAAUCAGACUUUCUAUGGCCUCUAUCUAUUAAUAAUGUGAUGUAUUUCUGUGUUUACUUUGUAUUUCUGGAGAGAAGUUUCUUCACAUGAUGAUCAAUGCUUCUCUUUACGCAGAUCAAGUGUAUGAAAUGUGCAGAAAAUAAGACCCUCAUACCAAGUCUUCUUCAUACUAAACCACCUAGAAUUGUUCCUGAAUAUACACGAUAGAGGAUGUAGCUCAAUGGUGAACAAUCAUCCUCUAUCUGAAUAAUAAAGUCAUAUGAUUGCUCUAA
This is a messenger RNA of Gasterosteus aculeatus aculeatus (three-spined stickleback), 3570 nucleotides long. It is a transcript of the gene poc1b, whose product is annotated as POC1 centriolar protein B. Gene Ontology annotation, molecular function: protein binding. Gene Ontology annotation, biological process: cilium assembly. NCBI's taxonomy places the organism in Eukaryota, Metazoa, Chordata, Actinopteri, Perciformes, Gasterosteidae. The record is from RefSeq and is a predicted model, not a curated record. Gene Ontology annotation, cellular component: ciliary basal body; centriole.